This is a messenger RNA of Porites lobata, 579 nucleotides long. The record is from the annotation of a GenBank genome assembly. NCBI's taxonomy places the organism in Eukaryota, Metazoa, Cnidaria, Anthozoa, Scleractinia, Poritidae.
AUGCCGAAAAUGAAGUGGUCAGUUAAACAUGACACCAUAUUUGGUCGCGAACUCCUUAGUUGGGAACUAUGGAAGUACCGUUCAGGCACCAGAGAGCGGGGAAGCUGUUUAGACGAAAUAUGUAAAAUUCUGAAUAACAUCAAAGAGCCCCAAUUUUGCGUUUCGCCGAAGGGUUUGAGGGACCGCUUGAAAAUCCUGGAAAGGGAUUCCAAGGCCAGGGAGAGAGAGACCGAGAGGGGCUCGGGAAUUUCCCCCGAAUACCGAGAAAUAGAUCAAAUAAUGGACGACUAUAUGGAGAGAAGAGAGGAGGAAGAGAAGACCAAGGAAUCCCGCACUGAUGUGGAUCGAAACAAGGCAGAUCAAGAUAAAGCAGCAGGCGAGGAGAUGAAAGAGAGAGCCAUGGAGAGGCUAGCUCAGACUAAGAAGAGAAAUGGCAAAGAUGAACCACGAAAAAAGCGCCAAAAAAGUGGUGACACCCUUGACUAUCUAAGGGAGGCAGCGGAGAGGGACUCUCAGUUAAGGCGAGAUGAGCUAGACAUGAAAAGGAGGCAAGACGAAGCUACAGCUGCUACCCAGUAA